AAAGUUCUCCUGCGCUUAUAUGGUGCAAUCCUGCAGAUGUGGCAGUGAAAUGACUGCUCUUGUUGGUGCAGUUCACUAAAGGUUAAGUAAGCAGAGAAAGUCCCAAGGUAAAACUUUCAGAUUGCAUUGAGGUUCACAAUUUUUGUCGACAAACAUUUGUCUCUUCCAGCCCCUCUACCUUAAAUGCAGGUUAAAAUAUAAGCAAACUGUUUUAUUGGGGUAUUUUGAAAACUUCACUUAGGAUUCUUAUGAAUUUCUGGGUGGCAUAAGCAGAAUCUUAUGACGAGCCUGUUAAGAUGGAGUAAUUUGAUAUUUUUUCAGUAAUGUUGCUUAAGUCUAAAGCCCUGUAGAAAUUAAGGGAUGCUGUUUAAGUUUUGAGACCUUAUGCUAAAAUUGUGACUUAAUUCUCAAUGACUUAAUUGUAACUGCCACUGGGUAUUAGUAGUUACCACUUGUUUGUUUGAGCCUUUGUAGCAUGUUUUAACUCUUGUCCAUUUUACUUUCUGUUGAAAUUGGAGCACAAACCAGUGAUAAUAUCUGCUCUUCUUAUUCCUUUACUAUAAAUACUAUAGAUCUAUAGCAAUCUGUACCAAAUUGUUGUACAUACCGAAGACAAGCUUAAGUUAAAUUUCUGACUAGAAGUGAGAAACAGAUACUGAUACUAAUGUAAGAGUGAAUGGUACUGGCACCAUAAUUCUUUAGAGCCACCUUUUAAAGGAACCUUCUUUACUGUUUGAAAAUAGCCCCAGUUUGCUUAUUAUGAAUCUUGGAAGACACAAAUGUCAGUACAUGAAACUCAUCCAAUAUAAACCAUGCCAGUUGGCUAAAGCUGCCACACAGGGAAGGCUUUGUGCCUUCCUCUGUCAUAGCUGAUGUGUUUAAGCCAAUUUUUUGUGUGCAUGACUGUUUUGGGGGGAGCUGGGGGGGAGCUGAACUGAGCUGGCUCGGCCAUUAUUAUGAAUGGUCGCACUGGCAUGGAUGUUUAAAAAUCAAGGACUUCUCUUGAGUAUAUCCUUGAGCAGAACUUUUUUUUUUUAAGACAAGUAUUUGUGCUUGUGACAGGUUAAAGUACUAACCACAUUAAAACUCAAAUGUUUGAGGCACAAUGCAGAUAUGUUUUACAUUGAAAAAUGGGAAAUGUCUUACUCUGCUUCACUUAUUCUUGCUCCAGCUUAGUUGCUAAAUUUAAAGGGGAGCAUUGAAAGUAAAACUUCCUCAUGUCAAACUGUCUUUAACUGUUGGCUAUUAUCAGUGUUAAAACAACUGAAACAAAAGGUUCUCCAACAAUAUGCCAUUUAAUGUCCAGACUUUAAGAUUGGAUUUCAUAUGCAGAUCACUGUAGUGUUUCUACUUAAAUUUAGAACAACCAAAACUUCCUGCAUCUUAGAAAUGCUGAUAGGAUUUCAACAUAAGAUAGCAUCCAAAAAUAAUUGAGGUGAAUUUCUUCAAAGCUCACCUAUCAAAAGGUAACUUGGGGAUUGAUUCCCAUUCUUUUACACAUGUCAAAAGAACCUUGAACUCUGAUUCACUGGGGCUUGUUACUUUGCAACAGCCAAAACAAAAUCUUAUAUAUAAAUGAGGAAAACCAAACCAGUAUAUCUAAUGUUCCUCUCUGGUCUCUCAAUUUCUCUGUGAGCAGAUGCAAAAUAAAUAUAAAUGGUUGCCACAGUUCUGUGGUAAAUCUCUUUCCAUACCUGCCUUGCUGCCUUUUAUUUAUUUGUAACUAAAUAAAAUGCAGACUGCUGUGUAACUGUAAUUAUCAACGUCUUCUGUGGUUGUUGGUGUCCAUGUCUGUUUGUAGCAUGGAGUAACUACAAAUCCCUGGCACUGGCAGACGGCUUGAAAGAAACCAAGCACCUCUUAUGGGGAUAUAUUUGUGUUGGGUGGAGUUAAGGGUAUUCUGGGGGUAAUGUACCACUUUAGUUGUAUAUGCAUGUGUUCUCUGCUGCAGGCUUGCCCAUGCGAUCGUGCCUAGAGCACUCUGGUUUCCAGGUGACAGACACGAUUCACGGUAUAGUAUGAGAUCUCUGAAGUCGGAGCAUUCUCUACAGCUUUCAUUUUCUUUAGUACUGGAUUUCAUUGUUUAAAAAUAAGGCUUAAGUAGCACCAGCUACUGUCUGUGCAUCUGAAUGUUUACAGCCAUAACAAAAUACCAAAAUACUGCCCCUUCCUUUCCUCUGCUCCCUCAUGAGAGAAUGGUAACUUGAAAUGAAGAGGAUUAGAGAUGUCUUUGUGGCUUUUGUAGGGAUUGAACCAGGAAUUAUUCUUCAUAUGCUAGGUUGUAGGACUUCAGCAAAUUAGUAUCAGUUGCUUCAGGUCUGGCAGGAAUCAGCGAUCAACGGCAGAUUCUUAGAAGUAGAAAUAGUGCUGAAUCUAAAACUGUUUGUCUUCCCAUACCUUGACAUUCAGAUCAAUGUCUUUCAAUAGCUUAUAGAAUUAAGAAAAGUUUCACCUGCAUAUGUUGCCUCUAACCUCUCAGAUAGUUCCUUGUAAUGUUGUAAUUCCUGGGGAUUUGAAUUCCUCAGGAUUUGCCUAAAUCAAAGUAUUUAUUGAAAAUUAUUAAAGCUAAAUACACUCAGAAAAAUGGAGUUAUAAUGUAAGAUUUAAAUCUGUGGGCAGCGCUAAGGAUUAUUUGUGAAAUAAAGGUGCAAGUUCCUCCUCUAUACAGGAUUUUCUGGCCAAGCAUCAUUUGGGAUUUUUUGAUACAGCUUUUCAUCUUCCAGCUACAAGAGAAAUUGGGGCAUUAGGGAGGAAGUGGUGAAGAACUCAAUUUUUGUGUCAAACUGCCAGAUGUAUAAACACUGUCUGGUCAUCUUCUGAUCACAGAUCAGAUAAUGUGCAAUGUCUCCCAUUCUAGGACUUUCAUCCUGUACCUGAAGCUUCCUGCCUUAAAAUCAAUUUACAUGAUCACAAAGUAGACUCUAUAACAACUUCUGUUGUCUCUGUGCAUACAGCUGUCCUCCCUUCCUAAAACUGUAGCGAGCUUUCUUAACCUGUUCUAAGAAUAAACCUUCCCACAGUAAAAGAAACACCGAACAACUAUUUAAAGAAAUAAUAAAGAUGUGGGACAUGUGUCCAUUUCUAGUUAAUAUUUCUAUGGGGAGUGAUUAAAAACCUCCAGCAGUUACUAGUCAUUCUCUUAUUGUGGAUAAUUAAAAUCUCCUCAUUGCUGUUGAGGUCAGUAGCUCCCAGAAUUGGACAUAAGUUGGAGUGAGCUGUUAGAGUGCAUGGUAAAAACAAAGUUUUGAUUGGUUUAGGUAAGAACACAAGUGAAAUAUGUAGCUCAAAUACCUCAUGGUAUGAGAUGUUUCACUUUGAACUACUGUUCUCAUAGGUGAUUGUGUGGUCAAAAAAUGAUCAAACCCUACCACUUUAACAUCAGUUAAACUCUUAAACUUCUGUUACAUAAAAUUGCAUCCUGCUUACUUCAUUCUCCUUGACCACAUGUACUGGUGACUUUACUAAUUCUAGGCUGAGCACAUGGCCACUUGUGAAGACUGAUCCUCUCCAAGCUCCCAUUCAUAUUUGCAAGUUAUUUACAAACUACUUUGUAUUCAUUCUCCUCUGGACACUAAUGCUCCAUGCUGAGGGAACAGAAAAGAGGAAGGGAUGCUGCAGAAGUCUCCUUUUCUAAUGACUCUGCAGUACACAUCCCUAACUGUCUCUUUCUAAUGGCACAGUAGAUGCCAUUAGACUAUCUCCAACACUAAUUUGAGGUGGACUCGUAGAACUGGCUAGCUCUUUAUGCAGUAUGACUUCUGGAAAGUGGAUGCCAGUUCAGGUUCUAGGGAAAAGCCUAAUCUGCUUACCUUCUGAUGAGCUGAACCAUUCUGAGAGCACCAUUAAUCAGGAAAGACUCCUGGAUGGUGAGUAACUUUCUGACUGUUCAAGAAAAAUCUGUAAGAUGCAAGAGUGGUAUUGAUGUAGGACAUGCCUGUUCAGAGAAGCCCUUUGUAAAUGACUUUAAUACUAUUGAGUAGUAAUGCAAUUAGCUUUAGUGAAUAUGUUUUGACUUUAUUAAUUUCCUUGAAAGGAAUAUAAACUAAUAGUAGUUUUCAUAUUGUCUUGUUUUAAACUUACUAUCAUAGUGGAAUGGGAAGUACUUGCUGAAAGACCAUCGAUUCAUGUUAACUAUACUUCUUCUAUAGCUUCUGAAAUACUGUAACUGCAUAGCUUGUGUAAAUCAUUAGCUUGUUGUACUGUACUUAAGGCAGCUGGUGUUGCUUAACUGUGUUCCAUUAAGUUCAUAUUUCCACCCUUGUUUUGGACAUGUUAGAGCUUUGGAACAGAACGGUAUGCACAUGGUUCUAUGAAUCAAGCGUUUUUGUUCAGAAGGUGGAGAUGCAGGCUACCUUUAUGGGCCUCUAAAGCUAGUCUGGUUUAAACAGUCAACGGUGGAAUUGCAACAUAAAUAGCAGCCACAAACUGUCACUAAUUCUAAGCAAAUAUUUGCUUUCUCUUCUCCUUACCUUCAAGCCCUUUAAAGGACAAGGUUUUUAUUACAUCUUGAAUUUUAAAUGUGCACUCUAUUAAAAGCAUGUGCCAUUGAAGGUUCAGUUGCUGAGGGUAUGGUUUGAUACUCUGAAACUGCCUUAUAAAGACUGUUAACAAUCCUAGAACAAUACAUUUUGCAUGGAAUUUGUUAAAGUUUUGCUAGUAUACUGCAGUUCUCACUGAGACAUCUUUACACGGGCAGCUCAUCUGAAGAGAAAUCUUGGAUUUACAUGGCCAGUGGGACAUUGUCCAUAUAGCCUAGACAGCAUGCUGUAAAUAAGGAUAUUCUAGUCACAAGAAAAUUGGAAAAUAAGGUAAUGGAAAAAGAGCAAGUGCUUUGCAAGCUUCAUAACAUGCCUCUUGUAAUAGUCCUUGUAAGGCUUUGAUGUACUCUCUGUAAUGUAUCUCAAGUGCUUUAGCUGUAAGAAGAAUAUCCCAGAUGUCAUGCAGAGGGACUUAAUUGUCUCUUAAUUAAAAAUGUUCCUCUAAGCUUAUCAUACAUUCAAAUCUUCCUUUGAAAUACUAGGAAACAAUAAAAACAUACCUGAAAAAUCAGCUCUCAGGCUAUUUACAGGAGUGGCUUUGUCUCAGUGGCACAUCCUUUUGAAAGACUUUGGGACUGUUGAAAUAGUGUGGUGGUCAGGUCAGAUGGAUACUAGUGCUGUAGCUGUCACAGAUCAAGACAGUCUUGAGACAUCUAGUUAAUUGUAGCUGGCACUUCUACUCCCUUUGUUCUGGUGGUUGCAGAUUAAUCAUGUUAAAUUUCAUCUUCUCAUUGUGUUUGCUUUUUCUCAUUCAUAGAGGUCCUGUAAUAAAGGAGAGUCUGUACAGUCUCAGAAGGAAAAUGACUUGCAAGGGGCAGAAGCCAUGGUUCUGGAAAGUGUUAUGUUUGCCAUUCUUGCAGAGAGAGCUCUUGGCCCAAAGCUGUAUGGAAUCUUUCCACAAGGGCGACUGGAGGAAUUCAUUCCCAGCAGGAAACUAAGUACUGAAGAACUAAGCUUACCUGACAUAUCUGCUGAAAUAGCUGAGAAGAUGGCUAGAUUUCAUGGCAUGAAAAUGCCAUUUAAUAAAGAACCUAAGUGGCUUUUUGGAACAAUGGAAAAAUAUCUAAAUCAAGUGCUGAGGAUUAAAUUUACCAGAGAAUCCAGAACUAGAAAACUGAACAAACUCCUCAGUUACAAUCUCCCCCAGGAAAUGAAAAAUCUAAGAGCUAUGCUUGAAGCUACCUUCUCACCGGUUGUAUUUUGCCACAAUGACUGUCAAGAAGGUAAUGUCUUGCUUCUGGAAGGCAGAGAGAAUUCAGAAAACCAAAAGCUGAUGCUCAUUGACUUUGAAUACAGCAGCUAUAAUUACCGAGGAUUUGACAUUGGAAAUCACUUCUGUGAAUGGAUGUAUGAUUACACAUAUGAGAAGUACCCAUUCUUCAAAGCAAGUGUUCUUAGAUAUCCUUCAAAGAAGCAACAGCUUCAUUUUAUCUCCAGUUACCUGUCUGCAUUCCAUGAUGGCUUUGAAAAUCUGAGCAAUGAAGAGAAGUCCAAACUAGAAGAAGAAGUGUUGAUAGAAGUUAACAGGUUUGCCCUUGCAUCGCACUUCUUCUGGGGUCUGUGGUCGAUUAUACAAGCAAAGAUCUCAUCCAUUGAGUUUGGUUACCUGGAAUACGCAUUAUCCAGAUUUGAUGCGUACUUUGAUCAGAAGAGGAAGCUGAAGGUGUGAAUGUGGGAGGAGUGGCCUGUUGGUUACUGUACGAAGAGGGCAGCUGGACAGAACUUACACUGUGCUUAGGCUACUGUAUCUCUAACGAAAGUGUCACUGGAUUCCAGUUCCUUGGAAUGCAGGUGUACAGUACUGAAGACUGUAUAAAAAUGACUUGUUUACAGUUUCGUAAAUACUUGGAAUGAGAUUGGGAGGCAAACGUAAAACACAACAGUGCAAUAUCUUUAAAUCUUUUUGAUCUAGAAGGUAUUUUGUAUUAUGGGAGAAGCUUACAAUUAAGUGUCAAUACCACAUGCAUCAGAGCAAACAGUGUUACUGUGAGUACAUUUCCUAGGGGGGGUGUUGGUAUUAUGGUUUGUUGUAAGCGGUGCAGUUGUAAAAGGUGAUUCACUGUAGACACUGCCUCUUAAGGAGGAGGAAAAGCGAAGGAGACAACUGUUAAACUGUGAAGUAGGCUUAAAAUCUUACUGUGAGAUUAGGUUCAACAUGCCCCACGAACACUAUCUUCAAAGCUGCUGAUACGUUACACCACUUAACCAUAAAGCAACUAAACAUGCUGAAGCAGUUAUGCCUUCAGGUGUUAACCUACACAUACAUGAAUGUUUCUCUUAAGCUGGUGUGCCUGUGAAGUGAAGUAUGAAUGAACUUUGAACUGGACAUUCUGAAGGAGUUUGUCUUGAACUGUUCAUUCCAUGUCCUUAAGAACAUGCUUUAGCCCAGCCCGGUUGUCUCGCAACGCUGUCCCCUGCGCAGGGCGCUCUGUGGGCUGGCAGCACUGGGCAGAGUGCCUUGAAUUGCUCUAGCAACUCCCCAGGUAACUGGAUUGGCAUUGACAAUACUUGUAACUGGAGCCCACCUCUCUUGUGUUGCCACAGUGUAUGGCUGUAAGAAACAGUAGAGCCAAAGACUGUGGAGAACACUUCAGGAAAUUGCUGUUCUGCCCAUCCAAUGCUUAAUGUGACUUGGGAGGUGCUUUUCUGGCACCUUCAGUUUUCAUCAUGUCCCAGCAAUCCAGUAAAGUGGAGUGUCUUGUGGGGAACAAUAAUGUGUAUAUUGAAACUUGAGUAUAAUCUGUGUACAUGUCAUCUACAGAUUUCUUUAGAUUUUUGGGAGCUCAUUUAUUUUGAAUGUUAUUUGUUUGUGCUUUCUAACACACUGUAUUAUAAAUAAUAAACUUCUAAGUCUACCCUUUUUCACUUGUAUAGCAAAUACUGUUUCAAGCAGCUGAAAAAAUGUGCAGCAUUUCAUGUAUGGUAUCACAUAACUUGUAAGAGCUGUCAUUUUAUUCUCUAGUAUAGAGAGUCAUUUUCCAUACACUCAAUUAUGAAUACUUUAUAAUAAAUAUAAAGCACUUAAAAACA
Messenger RNA from Athene cunicularia (burrowing owl), 7568 nucleotides. It is a transcript of the gene CHKA, whose product is annotated as choline kinase alpha. Gene Ontology annotation, cellular component: cytoplasm. NCBI's taxonomy places the organism in Eukaryota, Metazoa, Chordata, Aves, Strigiformes, Strigidae. Gene Ontology annotation, biological process: CDP-choline pathway; phosphatidylethanolamine biosynthetic process. Bases 5362 to 6207 code for a protein of 281 amino acids. Gene Ontology annotation, molecular function: choline kinase activity; ethanolamine kinase activity. The record is from RefSeq and is a predicted model, not a curated record. The transcript has 11 exons.